AUGGCUGGAAAGACAACUGGCGAGGAUCCUCUCGCGCCUUUUGUGCGACUUUCUUCAUGUGUAUAUCUCCGACAGCCCUCCUCGCAGUCCGGCCAUGAUGGGCGCCUCUACCCUAAGACGAUUGUCAUCGCCUUCUGGAUGAACGCCCCUCCGCGCACUCUCGUCAAAUACGUCACUGAAUACACGCGACUGGCGCCGUCAGCGACAAUCAUCUUCAUCAGGACCUCAAGCAGUGACUUCCUGGUGCGUGGCAUGGCCUGGGCGCAACGGGUUCGUGUUGCUCCAGCCGUGCAGGCAAUCCGUACUGCUUCCCCAAAAGCCGAUGCGCCGGUAUUCCUGCAUAUGUUCUCCAACGGAGGCGCGUCCGCGACGGCUUAUCUGCUGGAAACGUACCGAGGAGUUACAGGAGAGCCGCUAUGUAUUUCGUCGAUGAUCAUUGAUAGCGCACCGGGCACGCUAGCCCUCAAUCCAUCCGUCAAGGCCUUCUCGUUUGUGCUUCCCAAACUAUGGCUCUGGCGAUUAUUAGGGAAGGCCUUUCUUUACGUCAUCUUGAUUAGCGGCUGGCUGCUUCGGAAACUGACUCGUAUGCCUGAUGCGGUCACUCAUGCCCGUACAGUACUCAACAACAGUCGGCUAAUACGCGCACCGGACUCGAACAGCGGAUUGAGAAGGUGCUACCUAUACUCCGAUGCAGAUGAACUGAUAGACUGGAGAGACGUGGAGAGCCACGCUGCCGACGCAGAGUCGAAGGGAUGGAUUGUGCAGAAGGAAAUGUUUCUGGGAACGCCACACGUUGAACACAUGAGGGCACAUCCGGUACGUUACUGGAGCAUUGUGAAGACAUUCCUAGAGAUACAGGCAAAGGAGAGGGAGGUCAUCGUGGCGAACUGAUAAAAGGCAUAUCGGCAUACUAGGCGCGGUCCCCAGACAAGAAGGGGGCAGGGGAAGAAUGGGAAGGGCCGUUUUCUCAAGUCCAGAGAGGACGCUCAGAUGAUUGUUAAAGAUGCAGUGAAAAUACACGGCGCUGAGCAGGCGCAUUGAAG
Molecule: messenger RNA, 1043 nt
Organism: Monascus purpureus
Lineage: Eukaryota; Fungi; Ascomycota; Eurotiomycetes; Eurotiales; Aspergillaceae
Source: the annotation of a GenBank genome assembly